UGGCUGCGACGGGGGGAUCCCAGCGCCCGGCCCAAAUUAGGUCAUUCCUGGGCAUUCCGAAAGCGAGACUUUCUCUGCCGGCAAGGGAGGAAGGAACGAGGGAGCGGGCGAGGAGGAGCCGAGACCUCUUGAACCCAGAAGACUCAGGGGCCGGGGUUUCGGGCUGCGGGGCUUUUGCAAGGGGCGCCACUCUCUUGACCCUCCCAAGCAGCUAGUCCUCUGGACUUCCUUCUGCUGCCCUCCAGGUUGCCGAGUUCCCUCCUUCUCCUGCUACUCCUCCCCCAUUGCCUAGAGGACACAAUGGGCUUGAAAGCCGGUCUCCCCGCUGGCUGCCCCGUGGUGGUGCUGGUGCUGGUGCUGGUGGUGGUGCUCUGCCUGGGCGGCGCCCUGGGGGUCCCCACCUUCAGGAAGGAGAGGGGCGCCCACCCGGAGCCCCAGCUCAGCGAUCAGCAGCACGAAGACAACCAGAGCUUCCAGUACGACCACGAGGCCUUCCUGGGCAAAGAAGAAGCCAAAACAUUCGACCAGCUCACUCCUGAGGAAAGCAAGGAAAGGCUGGGGAAAAUUGUUGAUCGAAUAGAUGAUAACAAAGAUGGUUUCGUCACAACAGAGGAAUUAAAAAACUGGAUUAAAAGAGUGCAGAAACGCUACAUCUUUGAAAAUGUGGCAAAGGUCUGGAAGGAUUAUGACCUCAACAAAGAUAAUAAAAUUUCCUGGGAAGAAUACAAACAAGCCACAUAUGGCUAUUACUUAGAAAAUCCAGUUGACUUCCAAGAUGCAACAGAGCAGCACAGCUUUAAAAAAAUGCUACCUAGAGAUGAAAGAAGAUUCAAAAGAGCUGAUCUGGACGGAGACUCUGAAGCCACUCGGGAGGAGUUCACAGCAUUUCUUCACCCUGAGGAGUUUGAGCAUAUGAAAGACAUUGUUGUUCUAGAAACGCUAGAGGACAUAGACAAAAAUGAAGAUGGAUUUGUAGAUCAAGAUGAAUAUAUUGCUGACAUGUUUGCACAUGAAGAUGGUGGACCAGAGCCUGACUGGGUAAUAACAGAACGGGAACAGUUUGCAGAUUUUCGAGAUCUGAACAAGGAUGGGAAGAUGGAUAAAGAUGAAAUUCGCCACUGGAUUCUCCCACAGGACUAUGAUCAUGCACAGGCUGAAGCAAGGCACUUAGUCUAUGAAUCUGAUGUGGACAAGGAUCAGAGGUUGACCAAAGAAGAGAUUAUAGACAACUGGAAUAUGUUUGUUGGAAGUCAAGCUACAAAUUACGGGGAAGACCUCACAAAAAAUCAUGAUGAGCUAUGAUGUUCUUUGAAAGGCAAAUGCAUCAGAGACUUGAGUCUGGUUUUCGUAUAUGUGACCAAAAUAACAGUGUUGUUUUGGCAAGCUGGUUUUGCACCAUUGUAUGUUUUUAAGGAAAGCUGUUUUAUUGAAUGCAGUAGUUACCACUUUUUAAAAAAGUAUUUGCACAUUUUUAUGAUAGUUUUAGUUAUUGUAGGACUUUCUGAUUUACAGCUUGAUACACUCUCACCUCAAUCCUAAAUGUGCACCACCCACUCAAAUCAGUGGGGCUUGUCUAAAGUGUAAGAUGGGACCAGUCUCUUAUGAUGUUGACCUGUGCUAUAUCAUACUAUAAGGCAGGAUGAGACUGAAAUUUUGAAACUGCCUCAGUAUCUUAAGAAAAUAGGUUAGAUGUGGCCUAUGACAUGUUAGUUUUCUUUGUGUGGGAAUCUUUUUCUUUGUGUAAUUCCACAUUUUGAUUUCCCUACCUGUAGACCACUAACAUCAAAAGAGACUGCCAACUAUGGAAAGCUGCCUUUCCCAAGCCAAUGUUUGGACUAAAGUACCCAUCAUCCUCACUAGUAUGACUAGGAGCAACAGGACUUGUAGUCUGACCCAACUGGAGGCUACUACUUAGAGGAGGCUGGUGUAACCCAGGAUAUUAUUCAUGGAGGAGAGGUGCAACAAGGAGCUGUGUAAGCCCUGAUGCAUUUGCAGUGAUCCAGUGAGCUGGCAAAUGGUCAGAACUGCCAUCUCAGUCAUUAUAAGGUGGCCAUCUUUCAUUACUUCAUCCCUUGUAUACUGAUAGUGGGGCUUUAAGACAGGCACUAGAAAGCUGGUUUUGGAUUUGGGUCUUUCUUGAAACCUCGUUGUAAUUAUGUGCCUUCAAGUCAACUCAGAAUUUUGGCUACUCACUUCUAGAUGUAAUUGGAAGAAGUUUACCAUUGCCUUCUGCUAAGAUUGAAAAUGUUUUUUGCCCAAGAUCACCCAGUGAGUUUCUAUGGUUGAGUGGAGAUGUGAACCCUGAUCUCUUUGAAUUCUAGUCCAACACUCAAACCCAUUAUACCACAUUGGCUGUCCAUGUUCUUGAAAUGUAACAAAAGUGAAUCCAGCAUUCUUCAAAAUGUGCGUAACUAUGUAUACACAUACAUUUAUACAUACACACAUUCCUACAGGAACAUAGUCACAGGCUUCUGCUAUCUCCCCUUCUUUCUUUGAGGCACAAAUGGCAGUGGGUGGAGGGCUUCAGGUGCUUUAUGGUGAGCCCAGGGUAUGGCAAAUGGCUCAGCAUAGCAUAGUUCAAAACUCACACACUACUCUUAGCCAUGCAGGAUUGCAGUCAAAUAUGCUGGCGCUGAGCAGUCUAUUUCUCUAUUGCCUUUCUUCAUAGCUGCUAUGUCUUUCUUCUCCUGUUGUUAUUGCUUAGGCCAGCAUAGUUGAACCAUUAUAAUAUCCCCGCAGAAUAUCAACCUGCCCAGAUUCUGUGUGUCAAUGCAAGGGACUCUUCAGUUUCCAUAUCUAAUUAAAUACAUGGCAGUUUCCCAGCCAUCCCAUGGAGGGUCUAGUUCUUAUUCUACCAUUCACUGGUUGAAUACCAUACACAUUGUUGUUGAUGAUCCAUAUCUCCCAGCAUCUGAUCAGAGGUGACCAUAAGAUUUAAAAGCUCACUUAUAUCUCCCCAUGUGCUUCCUGAAUGUAUGUAUCUCAUCCUCUUCCACUAGCUUUGCAUAUAUGUUUCCAAGUGAGGGGAGAAAAUAUUUUGAGUGGAGAAAUUCUAUUGAACUCCUGCCUUGGCAUAAAAAUAUAACCCUACCUUUAUACCAGUGCAUCUUGCAAUCAUUUCAAAAACAGUAUCAACACAUUAUGAGCUUUGCUUGAUCAAAGGAAUGUCUAAUGCAGAGCUGCUACUUUCUGCAUAUUCACCAUGUUAGACAGAAUGAUUUAUAUCAGGUUUUGUUUUGUUUUGUGUGUGUGUGUGGUUUUGUUGAAUUGCUUAUUAUGUGUGAAUAGCGAUAAUUUCAGUGGCAAGGCAACAGUGAACAGGCAGUCCUCAAUUUAUGAACAAGAUAGGUUCUGUAGGUUUGCUCUUAAGUUGAAUUUGUUUAUAAGUCAGAACAGGUACAUUUUAAGCACAACUCCAGUCACACACACAUAUGUGUGCAGGCAUGUUUUGGAUAGCAUAGCAAAGGAUUAACACCACUGUGGUGUUUGUUUUGCUGUCUGUGCCUCUGUUCAAAACAUUUCAAAACACUUUCAAAUUUUGAAAAAAUUGGCUUAUUGUGGUAACAAGAAUUGGUGAGAAAGCUUCAGUGGAGACACCUUUUCCCCAUGAUAACUCUUUCAGAAGUGAAUUUCCCUUCCUCAGGGUAGAUUUCUCUCACUUCCUGUUGUCUCAUCCCCGUUUGUAACUAUGAGUCAUUUGUAAGUCGGAUGUUUGUAACUUGGUGACAGCCUGUAUUUUCAACCAGCUCUUUUGGUUGGGAUGUAGAAGAGUUCUUACAUGAGUCUGAGUUGGUGGCCAUGUACUUCUGUAUAUACGGAGAAAGAUAUGCAUUGCCACUUUAAGGAAAUGUUCUGUUAUCAGCUACUAUAAGCUUUUAACUUUGCUGUAUUUUAUAAACAUAUCAGCUCUUCCAUGUACAACUGUAUUUUUUCUGCCUGUAUUGACUUGAAGAUAUGAACAAUAAAUGGGCAACUUUUAGGGAAUAA
This is a messenger RNA of Anolis sagrei ordinatus, 3987 nucleotides long. It is a transcript of the gene RCN1, whose product is annotated as reticulocalbin 1. The record is from RefSeq and is a predicted model, not a curated record. Gene Ontology annotation, cellular component: endoplasmic reticulum. NCBI's taxonomy places the organism in Eukaryota, Metazoa, Chordata, Lepidosauria, Squamata, Anolidae. Gene Ontology annotation, molecular function: calcium ion binding.